ACUCAAUAUAAAUCUCCAGAAACGCUGCCAACAAUCAUCGUGGAUUUCAAGCACGCAAUCCAUUCUUUAUUUGAGCUUUAAAGUCAAGUCAAGAUGACUUCCUCGGUGUAUACCAUCGCCAUCCCUACUUUUAUCCAUGGCCUCGAGACCCUGUCCCACAUUCUAAAGAAGGGCGAGGAGUAUGCCACCCAACACAGCAUUCCCCUCGACGACCUCCUCCAUGCCAGUCUUCACGAAAGUAUGAAGUCACUAUCGUUCCAGGUCUUCGUAACAGAGUUCAACAUACGCAAGACCAUCAACCGGGCCCAGCUGGUCGAGCCUCCCACCCCGCAGCCCGAGGACCAGACCUACCAGGAGCUCUACAUCCGCAUCGACAAAGCCCUCGCCGAUCUUAAAAAGAUCACUCCGAGUGUUUUCGCCGGGAAAGAGCAAACAUCAUUCAAGGCUCCUAUCGGUGACCAAGAGGUGGAAUUCACUCCCGAAUCCUAUGUCCUCAAUUUCGGCCUGCCCAACGUGUAUUUCCACAUCGUGACCGCCUAUUCCAUUCUGCGCGCGCAGGGUGUUCCCCUUGGCAAAUUGGAUUAUCUGCAGAAUUUCCUCGCCUGAAUGGAUGGAAACUUAGCUUUAUGGUUUGAAUGUGACCAGCCAUUCGCGGAAAGAUGAACGAAGGUGUAUGUGUGCAUGAACAUCUAGCUUACCUGGGCCUACUUUCACCGGGUCGAGGACUCAGCGUAGCUGAUCAGCAUCCAGUGGGAAGGCUAGAUGGCAACAGAAGGGUGAAGAAGGAAUCUUGAUUGUGUAUACUUUUGUGUAUAUAUUCUGUCAGCGUUAUGUUCAUUCUUUCCCAGCAUGUGAUUCUCGAUGUACAGCUGGCUCCAUUCAAUACUUUGUCCACCUAUCAAUCAGCUGAAUGCGGCUUAGUCUUUCUUCUUUG
Molecule: messenger RNA, 934 nt
Organism: Aspergillus homomorphus CBS 101889
Lineage: Eukaryota; Fungi; Ascomycota; Eurotiomycetes; Eurotiales; Aspergillaceae
Product: DUF1993 domain-containing protein
Exons: 1
Coding region: 94-606 (170 amino acids)
Source: RefSeq, a predicted model, not a curated record